AUGUCUGAUUCUGAACAACAAACUUUUGAAGUUGCCGAUGCUGGUUCUUCUGCUACCUACCCAAUGCAAUGUUCUGCUCUAAGAAAGAACGGUUUCGUUGUCAUCAAGGGUAGACCAUGUAAGAUUGUUGAUAUGUCUACUUCCAAGACUGGUAAGCACGGUCACGCUAAAGUCCAUUUGGUCGCUUUAGAUAUCUUCACCGGUAAGAAGCUAGAAGAUUUAUCUCCAUCCACUCACAACUUGGAAGUCCCAUUCGUCAAGAGAACUGAAUUCCAAUUAUUGGAUAUUGAUGAUGGUUUCUUAUCCUUAAUGACCCCAGAUGGUGAAACCAAGGAUGAUGUUAGAGCCCCAGAAGGUGAAUUAGGUACUCAAAUCCAAGAUGCUUUCGAUGAAGGUAGAGACUUGAACGUCACUAUCAUCGCCGCUAUGGGUGAAGAAGCUGCUAUUUCUUUCAAGGAUGCUCCAAACUCUAACUAG
Molecule: messenger RNA, 477 nt
Organism: Maudiozyma saulgeensis
Lineage: Eukaryota; Fungi; Ascomycota; Saccharomycetes; Saccharomycetales; Saccharomycetaceae
Source: the annotation of a GenBank genome assembly